This is a messenger RNA of Zychaea mexicana, 1308 nucleotides long. RefSeq lists its product as uncharacterized. Lineage: Eukaryota; Fungi; Mucoromycota; Mucoromycetes; Mucorales; Lichtheimiaceae. Bases 201 to 1142 code for a protein of 313 amino acids. The transcript is spliced from 7 exons. Gene Ontology annotation, molecular function: DNA-binding transcription factor activity, RNA polymerase II-specific; DNA binding; zinc ion binding. The record is from RefSeq and is a predicted model, not a curated record. Gene Ontology annotation, biological process: DNA-templated transcription; regulation of DNA-templated transcription. Gene Ontology annotation, cellular component: nucleus.
UUGAUGGCGAAAAUGGAAGAAUUGUCAUGAAACAGUGUCAACAGCACAAAAUGCGCGUGUCGCGCAGAUUCGGGCAAGGCAGCGGGAGAAAAAAUCUGACACGGACCACGAAUCAGUAAGAACGUCCGGCGUACUGUGCCGAUUUGCGCAGCAUCAAAGAUUAGCUCAAAAAGGCAGGCGACAAUGCGCAAGGGGACGAUAUGCCCGAACCCAAGCGUAAGCGUCUUGCACAAGCAUGCGAUGUGUGUCGACGAAAAAAGAUUAAAUGCGACGGCGCGAGACCAACGUGUGGCAACUGUGAGAAAUUGGGCAGACAAUGUACAUACAAUCCAAACGUCAAAAAACGCGGUCCACGACAAGGUUAUAUUGAAAUGCUAGAAAAACGGUUGGACAAAAUGGAGAAAAUGCUUUCGCGUGCCAGUGAAGGAAGUGGCGGUGACGACACUGAUAAUACACCACCGGUUGAGACUGAGCGUUCUUCAGCAACCACUGCACCUCUUAAUGGAAAUCACCGUUCCAAUAGUAGUAACCAAGCAACAGCAACAACAAUGGGGUCAGUAGACGAAGGUAGCAAUGUCCAACACCACCAUGACCGAACGACUUCAACUGCUCCUGCAAGCUCAUACACUUCACCGACUCAACAACGACAGCAGCAGCAACAGCAACAACAGCUGGAACAACAGCAACAACAAGCAUGUGCAAAUACGGCAAUAGCAGUUGCUAACUUGAAUACCGACAACAGUCUUUACAGCAAAUGCUCAAAUUUACCCUGCAUGAAUAUCGUCAUACAUCUUGUCGAGCUUUACUUUGAAAACAUAUACUUUUACACACCCAUCUUUGAUCGAGAAACACUGAUGCGUGAUGUUCGAGAACAACGAUGUUCCGAGUUUUUGACUCUAAGCAUUUUGGCUGUAUCGGCUAGGUUCUCCGAACGACCGGAUGUGCGUGAGGAUCCACCAUGGCAUUCGGGCGAAAAAUAUGCAUCAAAAGCCCGAGAUCUUUUGUUGACUGCAAUCGACACGCCGUGUUUGUCAAACGUUCAGGCUCUUAUUUUACUGACGCUGCAUGAAUAUGGCUGUGCAAGAGGUCCAAGGAAUGGCAAUCAGAAUGGCGAUGGAACUCGGGUUGAACAAGGAACCUGAUUUGGAGGAAAACUCGGGCAAAAACAUGUCAACCAAUCGAUGGACUGAACAAGAAGUGCAGCGACGGGUGUUUUGAUUUUUGAGCGCGUCAACGGGCCGACCGGGCGUUUUACAGGAGGAAGAUUGUGAAGUAUUGUUACCGUCAGACGAAGACGGAUGGUCCAAA